AACCAUUAGGUAAGCCAUCACUUGAACCUCAAAGAGAAUUCUUCUUAAGUCUCUUACUCAAAUUCCAUGGUUAUAGCAUUGAGCUGAGGAUUACUACAAUCUUAUACAAAUAAGGUUGCUAAUCCUUGCAGAGAAUAUUAUCAUAAUUUCAUAACAUCAUCAAAGGCACAUACCCAAGGAAUGAGGCUUCUCAUAUCGGCAAUAUGUGUCAUUGUGCUAUUUUCUUAUGCAGCUGCGUAUGAUCCUUUGGAUCCUAACGGAAACAUAACGAUCAAAUGGGAUGUUGUGUCUUGGACAGCAGAUGGCUAUGUGGCAGCGGUAACAAUGAGCAAUUUCCAAAUGUACCGGCACAUAAUGAAUCCGGGAUGGACAUUAGGAUGGUCAUGGGCUAAGAAAGAAGUUAUAUGGUCAAUGGUAGGAUCUCAAACAACUGAGCAAGGAGAUUGCUCAAAAUUCAAAGGCAAUGUACCUCAUUGUUGCAAGAAAACUCCAACAGUUGUAGACCUUCUCCCUGGUGUACCUUACAAUCAACAAUUCUCAAACUGUUGUAAAGGUGGAGUUGUAGCAGCAUGGGGACAAGACCCUUCAUCAGCAGUUUCAGCUUUCCAAGUUAGUGUUGGACAAGCUGGUACUUCAAACAAGACUGUGAAACUCCCUAAGAACUUCACUCUCUUGGCUCCUGGACCUGGCUAUACUUGUGGUCCUGCUAAGAUUGUUCCUUCCACCACUUUCCUCACCACGGAUAAGCGUCGCAAGACUCAAGCACUUAUGACAUGGAAUGUUACCUGCACAUACUCACAAUUUCUUGCAAGAAAGAAUCCAAGUUGUUGUGUAUCUUUGUCAUCCUUCUAUAAUUCGACAAUUACUCCUUGUCCUUCUUGUGCCUGUGGCUGCCAGAAUAAGAAGAAUUGUGUCAAGGGUCGCUCCAAAUUCCUAGACAUGGUAGGGUUACAUACUCCAAAGAGAGACAAUGAACCAUUGCUGCAGUGUACCCAUCAUAUGUGCCCCAUUAGGGUACACUGGCAUGUGAAGACUAACUAUAAGGACUAUUGGAGAGUCAAGAUUGCUGUUACAAAUUUCAAUUAUAGAUUGAAUUAUUCUCUUUGGACUCUUGCUGUACAACAUCCAAAUCUUAACAAUGUCACUCAAGUUUUCAGCUUUGAUUACAAGCCUUUGCUUGCCUAUCAAUCCAUAAAUGACACUGGUAUGUUCUAUGGAACGAAAUUCUUUAAUGAUCUGUUGAUGGAAGCUGGACCAAGUGGAAAUGUUCAAUCAGAAGUGCUUCUUCAAAAGAACAAGAAAACAUUCACACUCAACCAAGGAUGGGCAUUUCCUAGGAGAGUUUACUUCAAUGGUGAAGAAUGCAUGAUGCCUUCACCUGAUACCUACCCUUACCUCCCUAAUUCUUCACCUGUGAAUGUCCUCAACUUCCCAACAUUCAUUAUCUCAUCCCUUCUCCUGCUAGCUCUUUGGUGAAUGGAUACAUAAACCAGAUUGGAUUGACAUGUCAAAAUUUUGAAGCCAAGUAUUGUUAUCCUCGGAAUCCGCAACAACAGGUAUGAAGACUCUGAGGCAUUCUUUUAGAACAUCACAAGCAAGGCUUAUGAAUGUAUUGUGUUGAAUGUGUGUUGUGAUUAAUGUGCACUGGUAAGUAGCUUGAUGAUAAAUACAGCUCACAGCCAAGAUUUUUGACUUAUGUAAAUACUUGUUUUGCAAUGUUGUAACGUCUGCUAUUCUAUCUCUAAUACAAUGUUCAUGUUUGAAUAAACAACUUAAGUGUUUAUAGCAUAAACACUUAUCAUA
This is a messenger RNA of Medicago truncatula (barrel medic), 1803 nucleotides long. RefSeq names its product COBRA-like protein 4. The transcript is spliced from 6 exons. The record is from RefSeq and is a predicted model, not a curated record. NCBI's taxonomy places the organism in Eukaryota, Viridiplantae, Streptophyta, Magnoliopsida, Fabales, Fabaceae. Gene Ontology annotation, cellular component: plasma membrane. Gene Ontology annotation, biological process: cellulose microfibril organization; plant-type cell wall cellulose biosynthetic process. The coding region runs from base 181 to 1476 and encodes 431 amino acids.